This is a messenger RNA of Enterobius vermicularis (human pinworm), 825 nucleotides long. Lineage: Eukaryota; Metazoa; Nematoda; Chromadorea; Rhabditida; Oxyuridae. The record is from the annotation of a GenBank genome assembly.
AUGAUUGAAAGACUGCUUGAACCGUUUUUGGAACCUCUCAGGAAAGAACUGGAAAAACUGAAUAAGGCACCCGAAAGGAACUCAGAUGCUACGGAUGAACAGUUGCAACAAGCAGCAGACACUGAAAGUUCACCGCAGCCUGCAUUCAACAGCGAUAGUGUUCGCCGAUCACAACCUCGAAUUGUUCCUGAAGUGCGAACUGUCGAAAAAAAAGUUGAGGUUAGAGAUGCACGAGAUACUCGCACAUCCAGUGGCAUUAGAACAGCUGGCAAAUUGCAGCUUGGUGGCACAGGGGGCACACCUUUUGGGAGCCGUUCAGGUGGCUUUCAGUCUAUCUCAAGGCGUUCCCAAAAAGUCUAUCAGCCAACAGCUUCAGUCAAAACUAAUUCAGCAGCUUUCGAUCCAAAAGUUAAUAAGGAGCACCUAAAACCACCUAAAAUCCUUCCGCUUUCUAUUCCUAACUCAGAUAGCUUAUCCAAUGAAAAAACUUUUGAAGAUAAUAAGCAACCGGCACCAAGUGAUCUGAGCUUUUUAAAUCCGUUUGAAGAUUUAAAGCCCAUUCAGUUAAGCAAUCCUUUUACUCCAAAUCCCCUUAUGAAACUGUUUGCUAUUACUGCUGUCACCUUAUCCCCUAUACUUCCAACUCCUGCAGCAAAACCUAUUCAUGACCCAACGAAGCUAAAAUUUCCAGACCCGCCACCACUCCCUGACCCAUUCUUCAAUCCACUUUUCCCACAAAAAAAGAGUAAAAUCAUGAAAGCGCUAUUUGGUGACACACCUGGAAUACUGUUCGGCCAUCGGAAGCCAUUAGGAAGUGGAGCUUGA